ACUGGAACUCCUGCCCGUGAUGUAGCUCGUCAUUUUGUUCAAAGAUGGAAUUUUAUAAAGGAUGAGAAAGCUUUUGAACGUAAAGAUAUCCCUUUCUUAACACCAAAAGGCGAGUUUGUUAGUACUCGUGAUGAAUCAAGAUUCAAGGGUACUUGUAAUGUUCAACUUUUGAGAAGCAGUUCUGUUUGGAGUAGCGGAAUCAAAACAGAGCAUUAUGUUUUAUUUUUAGUAACGUCUUCUAACAAUGAUCCAAAUAAUACAAUAAAAAAUAGAAUUGGAGAAUUUAUUGUUGAAAGAAUAAUUAAAGCCAACAAAAAUAAUGAGAAAUUCCGUGUAAUAGUAGUGAUGCCAUUAUUACCAGCAUUUGAAGCAGCUUUGGAUUCAAAAGAUGCAGGAACAAUUAGAAUGAUAAUGCAUUGGCAAUAUUUUUCUAUUUGUCGUGGUGGUAAAUCACUUUUGGAAAAGUUAACUGAAGCUGGGGUUGAUCAUGAGAAAUAUAUUUCAUUUUUUGCUCUACGUGAAAUUGCAAUCAUUGUUGAAGAUAAUGCAGUUGUUGAGUCUAAAAUGAAUGGUAAAGAUUAUUUAGCACGAAAAUUUGCUUUUAAAUUACGUAAUUCUAUCUUUAAAGAACACUUGGGAUUUAUUGAGAAACAAGACCAUUCAACUGUGACAAAAAAAGAAGAUUUAAUUUUAAUGGAUCCACUUUCAGAUAAAUUCUAUGAUUAUUGGACUUCAAGAGCAAAUAAAAACACAGAAAUUUAUCGUUCAUUAUUUCAUUGCAUACCAGAUGAUAAAG
Messenger RNA from Entrophospora sp. SA101, 796 nucleotides. The record is from the annotation of a GenBank genome assembly. Lineage: Eukaryota; Fungi; Glomeromycota; Glomeromycetes; Entrophosporales; Entrophosporaceae.